AUGUCGACCACAACAACGACCAGUGUCAACGAACCUGCUACCACCUCCGUCUUGUUACAAAACGGAAAGACGUUUCAAUACACAUCGAACGAGCCCACCUCGCUGGAGCAGAUACCAGUGAUCGAUAUUGCCUGCAUCUAUAGCGACAAGCUCGAGGACCGCAAGGCUGUCGCUGAGGAAGUGCGAAGGGCUUCGCACGAUAUUGGCUUCUUCUACAUUGUCAACCAUGGCAUUGACCCUUCCUAUAAAGAGCAAGCCUUUGAGAAGGCGAAGUUGUUCUUUGAGCUACCAGAGGAGCAGAAGAUGGAGGUCUUCACAGGCAGAGUGCCAGGAGAGUUCGUCGGCUACCAUCCGAUGGAAGCCUACAACCGCAAUCAGUGGAAGCAUCGAGACUUGAGUGAAGCAUUCAAUCUCGCCUAUGACGCUUCAACGGACCCGGAAGCUGUCGAUAAGGAUGAGCCUUCGAUCAGCAUAUGGCCAUCCGAUCAGCCGGAAUUCAAGCAAGCCAUGUACGGCUAUCACACGCAGCUCUUGCAGCUUGCCAGGCGUUUGACAAGGAUAUUUGCACUGGCGCUGCAUGUGCCAGAGGAUGCUUUCGAUGAGUACAUUAAAACUCCGGAGGCUGGCAUGAGGAUAAUUCACUACCCAAGCCAGGAGAGAUCGAGGGAUGACCAGCAGGGCAUCGGCGCUCACACCGACGUCGAAUGCUUCACAAUCGUCACCCAAGACGACUCUGGAGGCCUCGAGGUCCUCAGCAAGCAGAACUCCUGGAUCAGAGCGAAUCCAGUCCCCGGAUCAAUGUUGGUCAACAUUGCAGACUGCUUCAUGAGGCAGACCAACGACUUCUUCGUCUCGACCGUCCACAGAGUCAUCAACCAAAGCGGCAAGGAGAGAUUUUCCGUGCCUUUCUUCUUCGGGUUCGAUAGGUCUAAGGUCCUUGAGACUGUGCCGACUUGUGUCAGCGACGAGAAUCCGGCCAAGUAUCCCGCGAUGACGGCGGGAGAGUAUUAUGCUUGGAGGACGAACAGACAGAAGAGCGAUGGGACCAAAGGAGAGAAUGAUGCCUCGAAGCAGUAG
This is a messenger RNA of Saxophila tyrrhenica, 1077 nucleotides long. RefSeq lists its product as uncharacterized. Gene Ontology annotation, molecular function: 2-oxoglutarate-dependent dioxygenase activity. Lineage: Eukaryota; Fungi; Ascomycota; Dothideomycetes; Mycosphaerellales; Extremaceae. The transcript has 4 exons. The record is from RefSeq and is a predicted model, not a curated record. Bases 1 to 1077 code for a protein of 358 amino acids.